This is a messenger RNA of Talaromyces rugulosus, 441 nucleotides long. RefSeq lists its product as uncharacterized. The transcript has 3 exons. The record is from RefSeq and is a predicted model, not a curated record. Gene Ontology annotation, molecular function: oxidoreductase activity. Lineage: Eukaryota; Fungi; Ascomycota; Eurotiomycetes; Eurotiales; Trichocomaceae. Gene Ontology annotation, cellular component: mitochondrion. The coding region runs from base 1 to 441 and encodes 146 amino acids.
AUGUUCCGCCUUCACAAAACCCUCGACGUAAUCACCCUCUUCCACAAACCUUCCCAAGCCUCAUCCACACGUGUCCUCAACAUUUUACGCACUGCGUCUGCAAACGCCACAGAAACGGCCACAAUCGAUCAGGCGAGCGACCACUCGGCGGCGCAUACGGCUUCCCCGCGCGGCGAGUUUGAGCUCGAGGUUACCGAGGAACCGCCCACAAACGACCAGCUCAGCACGAUUCUGGACUAUCUACAGACAAAGGGAGUGAAACCGUCGGCGGUUAUUCAGGGUGCGAGUACCAAGCAGGAUGCGUUGAAGAAGUUGAAAGAGGUUGGUGAUCAGGGGUUUAUUAGACCUGUGGUCGUCGAUUGGAGCAACGGUCGGGCAGCGGUUGGAGAGAACGAGUCAGAGAUAUUGAAGCUCGUCAGAGAAGGAGAGGCGUCGAGCUGA